AAUAGUGUUGUAAAACCUUCGCGCCAUUUUUCUCGUAUCAAUCACCUCCUGCAUUUUUUCGCAGAAAUUUCAUUUCCUGCAUUUUUUCGGAAUGUUAAAGAAUGCACGAUAGAAAAAAGGAUUAUCAGAGUGGUUAUGUGCUAGCGUGAGGGUGUGCAUUUUGGUAUUGUGCGUGUGUUGGCAAUUGUAUGUGUGCGUGUGCAAGUAGUAAGAAAAAAAAGGCCAAAUCCAAGAGCUUAAACUAUGUACGAAUGUAAAUCAAGAGACAAGAGACAACAAUGACUGAUGUAAAUUGUCUUACAAGUGAGCAAACAACAACAACAACAACCACACCAACUACUACUACCACAACAGCUGAAGAGGCAGCCAAUUAUACCACGCCCACUAAAAAUGUACUGGAACAGCCGCCCACAUCGCCUUUCAUAUUGAGAGCACCGCCCAGCGCCAAAUCCAAAUUAAUCUUACAAAACAUGGAGGAAGUUUUGAAUACCGUGAAGCAAAAGCAUCGUGAGAAACACAAGCGAAAGCGCGAAGAAAAACGACGUGCUGCCCUGCUAGCCGAGCAAGCGACAGCAGUUGAAGCCACAAAUGCUGCCGCAGUGCCCGCGGCCGCGGCAACAACAACAACAACAACGCCGAAUGGCCGCCACGUGCUGCGAGAGAAAACGGCGCGGGAGAAUGGCUUGAGUCAAGCGAAGCGUAAAUCGAAUAGCAGCCCGGUCAAGAGCACAACGCCGCAAUCGUCGAUCAUGAAGGCUGAGCCGGCGAGCAAAACCCCAGCCAAAACCACAAAUGUAUUCGAACUGAUGAUGAAUGCACGAAAUCGCUCUAUGGGCACCAAUGCCAAUGGCCAGGAGCUGGCCGAAGCCGUGGAGCCCAUAGUCACGCCUCAUACCAAACGCAAGCAAAUGCUGCAAGAGUGGAACGACCGCAAAGGCGGCGCCAAGCGGCGAUUGGCGGACGAGGCACGUGGCGACUACAUUGAGCAGAAAAUGGAGCAGCGGGCCAAGCGGUUAAAGAAAAUGUUGACUCAACCCAACGAGCUGAGCGAACGAAAGCAAUCCAACAGCGGCAGUCGGGAGCUACCGCGGGUGCGUAAGCAGACGAGCAGCGGUCAGGAGACGAAGGAGACAAUCAACAUCCAGGAGGUGCAGAAGGAGAGCACGCAAACGCAGACACAAGCAACUUCGGCUCCAACUAAAAGAAUGCGCGGACGUCCACGCACGCGGCGGCUCAGCGCAGAUGUGGAGACAGCUCUGCCCGUUAGUGCCGAUCCCGAAACGCUGCAGUUUCUAUCGAAGCUGUCAUCGCCCACCAAGAAGCGCGACAGCCUGUUGGGCUACUUUACCAAAGUGGACUCGCCACAGAACUCUGCGGAAAGAGAAAAAGAAAAACCGGAAAUCAAGUUGAUCGAGGAGACAAUAGAGACGCCCAAGCGCCGGCCACGCGCCAGCAAAUCCAGCUCAAAUCUCAUAGUCAAUGUUGAGGAAACCUCGGCGACAACAACUCCUUCCGGCCGCCCGAGACGCUCGUGUGCGGCCAAGGCACGCUACGACUACGACCUGGAGGUGAGUCCGACUAAGGCCGUUAAGCCAUCGCCUGCGGUGGAGGAAAAUGAUUCCAUAGAAAUCAUAGAUCUGGACAACAGCAAUCCGGCUGUGACGCCAAAGAAAUUGGCGCCGCUCUUCAUGCGGCAGGUGCCCAAGCCGAGUCCCGAUCCCACGGCGUUGCGCGCACGUCAGGAGUUUCUGCACUCCGGCGUGCCAGAGAAGCUGAAGCAGGAGCAGCAACGGCAACGUAGCUACGAGCAAUACUACGAGGACAGCUACGAGCUGUUCCCGAGCAUAGCCCAUGUGGGCAGCGAGCGACUGGAAGUGAAGCAAGCGAGCAAGCGGUUGCCUUUGCGAGCGGAGGAGCAGCAGGAAGAGGGCGCUGCAACGAUAGCUCGCAAAACACGCCCAGGCAGCAUAACCAGCUGCACUGCCUCCGAUUUUGUGGCGAGUAGGAAGAGAGCUCCCUGCAGCUGGACGCCCUUGCCACAGUUGGACAAUAAACGGGCCAUGGUCAAGAACUGGAAGAGCAUCUUCGAUCGUUUUCCCACCUUCAAGUGCUACAAUCAAAUGCGUGAGAAGUAUAGGCAUUUCAGUGCUAUUGAUGCGGCGCAGGACACGCAGCCGAUGGGUGAAUCCUUUGUGAUGACACGACGCACGCGACGUUCCGUCCAACAGCAGGACAUGGGCAAGGAGGAGGAUUUCCAUCCACCCGCCCUGGCUCCCAACGGCGAGCUCCUCUUCACCGAGAAGUAUAAACCGCUGCUGUUCGAGCAGGUCCUCGUGAAUCUGACGCCCGUGCAGGAGCUGCGUGACUUUCUGGCCAACUGGAGCGGCGCCAGCGCCAGCAAUCGGAACUCACAAACGCUCGACGACAGCUCCAACGAUCACGACUCCAGCUCGAUGAGCGGCAGCUGCAACACAAUGGUGCUGCUCGGGCCCUGCUCGAGCGGGAAGACGAAUGCGGUCUUCGCUCUGGCGAACGACAUGAACUUUAAUGUGCUGGAGAUAAAUGCGGGCAUGCGACGCACGGGCAAGAAGCUCAUACAGGAGCUGCAGGAGGCGACGCAGUCGCAUCAGAUACGCAAGGAGGCGAAAGCGGGCGCCGCGCCCACGCAGCAGCUGCUCCAGAAGCUGCAGCAGAAUGGGCUGAAGGCGAGACGCAACCAGGGCGACGACGAUGUGCGAAAGUCUCUGAUACUGAUCGAGGAUGCGGACAUUGUUUUCGAUAACAUCGAUGCUGGCUUCACGGAUGCCAUUUACACACUCGCCGCCAGCUCGAAGCGUCCCGUCAUCAUCGUGGCCAGCGAUCCGAACUGCGCGCACCUGCAGCGCCUGAUGCAGCAGAAUACGAUCAAGUUCCAGGCACCGAACGCCCUGAAUAUCUCGCGCUUCCUCGCCGUGCUGGCGCUCAUGGAGAACUGCCCGAUCGAACUGGAUGAGCUGAUAUCCCUCUAUUUGUUCAACAAUCAGAAUCUGCGCAAGACUCUGAUGGAGCUGCAGUUCUUCAUACAGAGCGGAGGCGAUGCCAAACGGGAGCAAGUGGCACUUGCUGCUCCUCCGUCCGGUUCACCCAGCAGAUCACCCCGCUUGGCCACUUUGCCCGGCGUCCAGAUACAUCAACGUCUCUUCGAGUUCUACACCAGCGCUCAGAAUGUGCAGCACUUGAUACCCUUUCCCGUUGACUUCCGCCUGCUGCGCCUCAAUCUCGGCGAGCUGCUGCGUCACUCCACCCAGCUGCAGUCGCCCUCGACGCCGGUGGCGCGGCGCGUGGGCAAGCGCAAAUCGUGUUCACCAAAGAAGGCGUGGCUCAACAAGAGCGAGGCCCAGGAGCCGCUGCAAACACUGGCCUCCUUCUACGAGCAACUGUCGACGGCAACGCUGCUGGAUGCGACGCUCGAGGAGCGUAACGAUCGACUGCAGCCGCAUCUCUCGGAGCAGCUGGCGCACGAGCUAGUCGAACGAGCCGUCGGCACUUGUCUGGCCGCCAAAAACUAUGCCUACAACUUGUUCGAUAAGCCAGAGCAGCGCUUCAAUCUCUCGGAUCAGCUGGGCAGCUUCCAGUUGCGCUCCAGCUGCGCCCGCUCCCUGGACUAUGAGCCCGCCAUGCGUUCCAUUUGCCGCAGCGAGAAGCAGCGCGCCGGCUUGGAGCGACGCUCGAGUCGCUUCUAUCACUAUCUACGCAAUCACACCAAUCACAAUCUGUCCAGCUUCUCCCUGGAGCUGUACGACGCCGCCUGCCAGGUGCUGCAGGAGCAGGCGCCCUUAGUCGAAUAAUUAGUGCAAAGGAAACGGAUAGAAAAGGCAACCUUAAUGGAAAGUUUAUUUACAUUUGCGCUACGCAAAGUAGAGAGUUGAUCUUAUAUUAGUUAAUGACUGGUUGAGCUCUAGUUAUCUACAGUAAUAAUACACUAAAACGACCUGAACUAUGUUAACAAUUAAAACAAAAACGAAUAC
Messenger RNA from Drosophila navojoa, 4007 nucleotides. RefSeq names its product enhanced level of genomic instability 1 (gene elg1). Gene Ontology annotation, cellular component: nucleus. Lineage: Eukaryota; Metazoa; Arthropoda; Insecta; Diptera; Drosophilidae. Gene Ontology annotation, molecular function: DNA clamp unloader activity; DNA binding. The record is from RefSeq and is a predicted model, not a curated record.